UCCAGGAUAGCAGAAUCAGAAAAGGUAGGGCUGCGUAUUAUACCAGUAACAAGUCAGAGAAGAAUGGAGAACAAGAGAAAGAUGAUGAUGUUCUGUCUGCUUUUGGCAGCUAUUAGCAGCCCUGUGUUCACUGGAGAGUGGAAGGCCUCUGUUGCCAAAAACCUUGAUGCCCUGAUUAAAUCCUGUGUCGUGAUACCCUGUUCAUAUACCCAUGCUAAAGAUGAGCUGCCCCACUCCAGACUCAGGGGGAUCUGGCAUCUUCCAGCAGGCCUAGAUCAACGCAUCUAUCAUGAUGAUCAGACGACGAUCUUGGAAAACUACCGCGGCCGCACAAAGUUGUUGGGAAAUUUGGGCCAGGGCAACUGCACCUUGGAAAUGAUUGAAAUUAGAGAUGUUGACAAUGGCCCUUUCUGUUUUCGGAUUGAAUUAGUAGAAACAGGGACUGAAACAUCCAAAAUUGACAAGUUCUCCUUUGUUGACAGUUGCGUCAGCUUUAAAAUGAUCACUGAACCUCCAAAACCAACUCUGAUUCCACCAAAAAAAGCCAUUCAAGGUCAUCCCUACACCAUCACCUGUUCAGUCAUCCAUACCUGCCCCUCUCAUAUACCUCAACUGACAUGGAGUAGAGGCACUGCAGAGGAGAUCACUGAGGUUCACAGAGAAAUUUAUCAAGGUACCUGGGAGGCUCAGUCCACUCUGACGUUCAUCACUGAGGAGAAGGAUGACCACAAAGACAUCACCUGCACUGCUGAAUUCUUUGGAGGGAGGAAAUCCACUGAAAAACUUACACUUUAUGUAAAACGUACAGAAAACUAUAACCACAUCAUCAUUCCUGCUGUAGUGGGGAUUGGUACCGCUGUCAUCUUUGCAGGCCUCUGUAUUUUCAUGCUGAAAAAAUACAAGAAUCGCAUUGCAGAGCUCCAAAGUCAGGAAGGAACCGUGUGGAACCGGCUUUCCAGAAUGUCUCGGAGAAUCAAAUGGCAAGGCUAAAUAUGAGAAGUGAAAAAUUGAAUUUCACUGCUGUAGGUAAUCAAAGCAAAGGCAGUGGACAAACUUCUGAAAUGCUCAAAUUCUACCUGCAUCCUACAGUUUGUUUCUUUGGUUUUCAGCCGACAUUAAACUAAGACGCAAAUCAUUUUUGACAAACUUGCUUUUGCAUUAUUCAUAAAUCAGCUUUAGAGAAACACCAUUAUCUUAUUAGCAGCUUAAUAAGCAAUGACAUUGAUUUGUUAUGUCAGCACACAUGUUCAGUAUUCAUGAGGAGAAAAUACACGUUUUAGUUGUUAAGGUCAUACCAGGAAAAUAUAGGUGAGAAGCAAGUACAGGAUGCUCUGUCUUGUGUCUUUGUGAUUUUCACUGAACCUUCAUAAACCUUGACCUUAAAUGCAAAAACCUUUUAAAUCUCCAACUGACUAAAUCAAAUUAAAAUAUGUUGUAAAUCUGUUUUUCAUCUAAUAAUAACAACCUCCUGUUUCAGUUUUGUAAACCUUGAUCUUUUUACAUUAAAUCUUGGAUUGU
Scomber japonicus (chub mackerel) is the source of this 1518-nucleotide messenger RNA. RefSeq names its product myelin-associated glycoprotein-like. The transcript has 9 exons. The record is from RefSeq and is a predicted model, not a curated record. Lineage: Eukaryota; Metazoa; Chordata; Actinopteri; Scombriformes; Scombridae. Bases 64 to 990 code for a protein of 308 amino acids.